AUGAAGAUCGCAGGAGCCUUCGUACUAGCCGGUUUGUUGGCUUUGGCCAGCGCCGAGUGGAUCGACAUCGAUUGGUCCCAGGUGAAGCACAUCGACGAGUUUGAUCACUACUGGCAGCGAUUGCCGGCAGAAUGGCAACGUUAUCGUACGGCUGUUCCAUCUCACCGCAUCGUGAACGGUGUUGAGGCUCUACCUGGUCAGUUCCCGUAUCAGAUCGCGCUGCUGAGCAACUUUGGAACUGGUACUGGUCUUUGCGGUGGUACCGUCAUCACGAACAACUACAUCCUGACGGCGGCCCAUUGUGUCGUCGGAGGUUCUGGUCUGGCCAUCGAUGGUACUGCGAUCCUUGGAGCUCACGAUCGUACUGUUGUGGAGCCGACUCAACAGCGUAUUGCAUUCAGCCAGGCUGGUAUCGCUGUUCAUCCAGGUUACGACUCGUCCACCAUCCGCAAUGACAUCGCGACUGUGCGUCUGAACACGCCGGCUGUCUUCAAUGCUCGUGUUCAGCCGAUCGAUCUUCCGGCUCGUUCGGAUAGCCGCACGUUUGCUGGACUCGAAGGUACUGCUUCUGGUUUUGGACGUACCUCGGAUGCACUUCCUGGCACCUCGCCAGUGGUGAUGUUCACGCGUAACCCCAUCCUGUCGAAUGCCGCUUGUAACAGCUUCUGGAGCACGGCUUUGGUGCAGGAUCAGAACGUGUGCUUGGAUGCUGCUGGUGGACGUUCGCCGUGCAAUGGAGAUUCGGGUGGUCCGUUGGCUGUGCAGGAUGCUGGAAACAGCCUUGAGGUUGGCAUUGCUUCGUUCGUGUCGGCACAGGGAUGUGCUUCCGGUGCUCCGUCGGUGUGGGUGCGCAUCUCGUUCUUCCGUGAUUGGAUCGAGCAGAACUCGGACUACGUGUUCCGUGCACUUGAAGACAGCACCAUGAAGGCAACGUUGAGUGUGUUGGCCCUGCUGGCCGUGUGUUUGGUCGCUAGUGCCGAGUGGAUCGACAUCGAUUGGUCGCAGGUGAAGCCGAUCGACGAGUUCGAUCACUACUGGCAGCGCUUGCCGGCGGAACUGCAGAUCCUGCGUCAUGCUCGUCCUGCCCAUCGCAUCGUGAAUGGUGUUGAGGCUCUACCUGGUCAGUUCCCGUACCAGAUCGCACUACUAAGCACUUUCGUUGGCGGUGGUUCUGGUCUGUGCGGUGGUUCCGUCAUCACGAACAACUACAUCCUGACGGCGGCCCAUUGUGUGGUCGAUGGCAAUGGAGCUCUCGCCACUGAAGGUACUGCGAUCCUUGGAGCGCACGAUCGCACCGUGAAUGAACCGUCUCAGCAACGCAUCAGCUUCAGCCAGUCGGGAGUGUUUGUCCACCCGAGCUACAACCCAACGCUCAUCCGCAAUGACAUCGCGACUGUGCGUCUUAACACCCCGGCAGUCUUCAACGAUCGUGUUCAACCGAUCGAUCUUCCGGCACUCUCGGACGAUCGUACGUUCGCUGGACUUGAAGGUACUGCUUCCGGUUUCGGACGUACCUCGGACGCACUUCCGGGCGCAUCUCCAGUGAUCAUGUUUACGCGCAACCCUGUCAUGUCGAAUGCUGCUUGUGUGAGCGCGUGGAACAUCAUCCUCGUGUCGGACCAGAACGUGUGCCUGGACGCGACUGGCGGUCGUUCUGUGUGUAAUGGUGACUCUGGUGGUCCGCUGUCGGUGCAGGAUGGUGGCAAUAGCCUGGAGGUUGGUAUCGCUUCGUUCGUUUCCGCACAGGGAUGUGCUUCCGGUAUCCCGUCGGUGUGGGUGCGCGUCUCCUUCUACCGGGACUUUAUCGCACAGAACUCGGACUACGAGUUCCGGGCUUAA
Molecule: messenger RNA, 1839 nt
Organism: Anopheles nili
Lineage: Eukaryota; Metazoa; Arthropoda; Insecta; Diptera; Culicidae
Product: transmembrane protease serine 9-like
Exons: 2
Coding region: 1-1839 (612 amino acids)
Biological process (GO): proteolysis
Molecular function (GO): serine-type endopeptidase activity
Source: RefSeq, a predicted model, not a curated record